Paramecium octaurelia is the source of this 329-nucleotide messenger RNA. The record is from the annotation of a GenBank genome assembly. Lineage: Eukaryota; Ciliophora; Oligohymenophorea; Peniculida; Parameciidae.
CUAACAUGGAUAUUUCGGUAAGGUUUCCUUUCAUAUAUGAUCUAUUCAUCAAUAAUUAUGUAAUAUAUGAAGUAGACCCAAUCAAUAUUAAGAUAGACAUUUCAAAAUAAUUUGGCACCAACCAUUAUUGAGAUGGAAUAAUGAAUAAAGUCACUGAUGUCAUUACAAUUGACAUAAUUGAAAAGUGUUAUAAAAUAACUAAUUAAUUUACCUAGAUUAAAUAAAAUCAUACAGCUUAAGCUAAAGUAUUAAUUAAUACUUGUAUUAUUGAUGAGAAUAUAGCAGCAGAAAUCAUUAAUAUUAUUCCACUCAACUAAGUCUCUACUUGA